Cetraspora pellucida is the source of this 1211-nucleotide messenger RNA. Lineage: Eukaryota; Fungi; Glomeromycota; Glomeromycetes; Diversisporales; Gigasporaceae. The record is from the annotation of a GenBank genome assembly.
UUCCAGAAAUUGGUAACAAAUUCCAAAUAGUAGAAAGUUUCAAGAAAGCUGCUCAACAAGGUGCUAAAGCAGUAGGUUUUGCUUUUAGUAUAUCAUCGUCAAAAAUGUCACAUGAUGAAAAAGGUGGCCAAGCUCCUUAUAUUAUUUUACAAUAUACAAUAGGGAGCGUGUAUAUAAAUAAUCAUAAUAUUACUGAAGAAACCAGGAAAAGGAUUAAAUUUACAAAGCAUCAAGGCUGUCUUGUUGCUUUGUAUGCUGUUUUGGAUGAGAAAGCUGAUGUUUGGAUACUUAAUACAGAACAAAAGAAGCUAGUUCAUAUGAUGCUCAAAAGUGAAGCACCAAUUCAAAUUAGAAAUGCUCUGAAUAAAGGCUCAAAUAAUGAUACAACUAUGCAGCUUUUGCAGAUGUUAGAAGAAUGCCAGUACGUAGUUCGCCAUCUAUUAUCAAAAGAUGGUUGUAUGAAAAACCUAUUUUUUACCUAUAUUGAAGCUGCGCGUCAUGCUGCUAUAUGUCCGGAGGUGCUAAUCAUUGAUGCAACUUAUAAAACAAAUUUGUACAAGCUCCCUUUAAUAAAUUCUGUUGAAAACGAAAAGGAAUAUACCUACGAAUGGUUUUUAAAUACGUUAAAAGAAACAGUCUAUAAUGCUUUUUUUUGUUCUUCAGAAGUAUUUGUUUCAGAUAAAUCCAAAGCUCUUCAAAAUGUAGCAAAUAAAUUUUUUGAUUCUGAUGAUGAUAAUGAAAAAUUAUUGCUAUCAAUUCAAAAAGUUGCUUAUGCUGAGAAGAUGAGUAUAGUCAAAGAAGCAUUUGAAGAGGUAAAGCAAGCAGUGAUGAAGAGUAGAGACCCUAAUUAUAUUCAAAAUUACUUUGAGGAAUGGAAAAAGGAUUCAGAAUAUUGGAUGCAUGUUUAUACAAAACAUUAUCCUCAUAUAGGAGUAUUUUCAUAUAUUGAUCGUGUCUUUCGUCAACAUCAACUACAAAAAAAUGAAGCUUUAGGGCCCAUCUCACUUUCAAUUAUCCACCCCCUCUGGCUUCUAAAACAUAAUUCUGUACCUUUAUUACCUUCAUCUUUGUCAACUGAUACAGCUUUUAAUAAGGCUUUGUAUAUGCUUAAAGAAAAAUAUACAAAUUUAAAUGAUAGUAGGUCUAAAGCUUCAUUGUUACAUAAAAUCAAAGCACUUAUUGCUGAAGAAAUUGUAAUUCCAAAAGCACCA